Messenger RNA from Ceutorhynchus assimilis (cabbage seed weevil), 3602 nucleotides. The record is from the annotation of a GenBank genome assembly. Lineage: Eukaryota; Metazoa; Arthropoda; Insecta; Coleoptera; Curculionidae.
GUCUAAUCUCAUUUUUAUCUUAUUACAAUCUCAUGUUGAUUCAGCCCAAAUACAAAGCACUAAGGUAUUGCUUGCAAGGGGUUUCAUAACUACCGAAGUUAUGGUAAAAAAUUGUUUGAGUGCAUUUGUUUUACGUUAAAUGUGUUUAAAAAAUUAGGUAUGACAUAAAUUACAAUCUAAUUAUUAUUAUAAACCAUGCUAUGGAUUUUGUGCGUGCUUCCCUUGGUGGGAAGCUACUCUGUGGGAUAUCAGUGUCCAGAAUUUUGUUAUUGUGAUAGUGAUAAUAUCAGCUGUCAAUACGCUGAUCUAACAGAACUACCUAAUAAUAUUUACACAGGGAUUAUCAGCCUGGACCUGUCGCACAAUCGCUUUUCAGCAUUUCCUGGUGAUAUGGACGCUUUUGGCGAAUUAAAAUAUUUAAAUCUAUCUAACAACCAAAUAUCCACUUUAAAAUAUUCAGAUUUGAUGGGCUUGGAGAAAUUAGAAACGCUUGAUUUGAAGUUUAAUUUAUUUCAUGACUGGAAAGAUAUUCACUCUAGUACAUUUUUGCCAACAAAAAAUCUCCAGUUUCUUGAUUUUUCGCAUAAUCCUUUGAGAAGCAUUCCUCGGUAUUCUAAUCAUCUAUACAUCGAAUCCCUACAGAUACUCCGAUUAAGCAAUUGUUCAAUGAGAAUAAUUCCCGUUAACGUCUUUAAUAGAUUGGCAAAUUUGAAGGAGUUGUAUUUAUCUGAUAAUCCAAUAACAAGUAUAAAUGACACUUUUCAAAUAGAAAGUCUAAGACUUAUAGAUUUAAGUCAAUGUGAAUUAAAUUAUAUGGAAGAAAAUGUUUUCUCCGCACUUACAAACCUAGAAAUGUUAAUUCUAAGCAAGAACAUUUUUUUAAAACGAUUUUUAUGCAAUUCAGAUCACCUCUUGUAUUUAGACUUAUCAGACAGUUUGCUUGAUAGAAUUCCAAGCGGAAGUUUACGAAAAGUAUUAAGAUUGGAUUUAUCAGGAAACUACUUAAGGAGUAUAUCAGCAGGUAGUUUCACUAAACUUCAAAGCCUACAAGUCUUAAACUUAUCAACAAACUCUUUAACAACGAUUCAUGAGAGGGGAUUUGAAGGUUUGACUGAGGUAAUCAGCAUUGAUUUAUCUUUCAACAAGAUACAGACGUUAGACGAAAGAUUACUAAACAACAAUUCAGCAUUGUCGCAUUUGAAUUUGUCGCAUAACUACAUAAAAUCUUUGGACACCAUAAGCAGCAAGUCACUGAAAAUGCUGAUAGCUAGCUUUUGUGAAAUCUACGAACUUAACAGAUACAGCUUGGAACUCAUGCCAAAUUUAGUAACCCUCAUACUGUCAAGAAACUUUAUUACUACACUUCCCAACAGAUUAAUAGCAAGAAGUCUCAGUAUACUUGAUGUUAGUUUCUGUCGGAUAAGGACAUUAAAUAACGAAACGUUUGAAGAAAUGUUUUACUUGAGACAAAUCAACUUAGCAAGUAAUGCCUUGACGUCCAUUGAUCCUUCUUAUUUUCCGAGGGCUUUCAAUGUUAUUAUUAAGGACAACCCAUGGAGAUGUGAUUGUCAACGACUCAAAAGAAUGUAUGAAUGGAUAAGUACUUACAGUUCAAACAGAUUGAAUGGUCUUAUUUGUGAUUCGCCGGAAAAAUCUGCAGGUAAAACGUGGGAAGAAGCUUGCAUUGCAGAAUGGUACCCUAACCGUGUUAAAAAGGACACUAUGUGGUAUUACUCUCUAGGCAUUGUUAUCGCAAUGGUGGUAGCUUUAUUUGCAUUGGUGAUAAUAAGACGAUUUAAAAGCAUGCAAGACGAACGUCUUCGGCUUGAAGAUGAAGCUAGAAGAGCCGAGGAGCGUGAAGCCUUGAGCAGAAUGCACGAACGACAACGAGAGAUAGAAUAUGAAGAGGAUCGGACCGCACCUGAUCCAAGAGAACUUCAGCGUCCUCCAUCCUACAACGAAGCCAUUUUAAUGCCAAUGGUAAGCGCGUCACAUCCGAGCUUAGCAGGAAGUGUUCACAGUUUUGGCUCCAGAGCUAGUCUGGGCGGGAGUGCGGCAGAUAUAAACAAGAAAAAUCGAAUUAGACGAAAAAGAAGAAGAAGAAAGUCGGAGGAGAUGAGGCGGGCUUCAAGGAUUACAUUAGAUUCUGAUUCGUCAUCUGAAGAACGGUAUCAAUCUAUGGACAAUUUAGAGCCUAGAAGAAAGCCACAAGGGCCGCCUUUAGAAAGUAAUUUCUAAAAUGCUCAAUGGUGGUACCAUGUGCAAUAUUUACUAUGCUUUGAGUAACUAUGUGUUAAUAAAAAAUAACGCUAACUUUCUAUUCACUAAAUUGAGGUUAUUGUUUAAAAGUUCAAAUAACCUCAUGCAUUUAAUAGUUUUGAUAAAAAAUUUAAUGUUCCAUUUUUUUAAAUAACAGAUAAGUCCCAUAGUGCCUUUGGUGAAAUUUUCAUCGAGGAAAUCCAGGGAGAUAGGAGCACAGAAAGAUAAAGAUAGUGGGCAAAAAAAUAUUGAAACGAUUCGCGCGAAAUGUAACAAAAAAAUAAGAGAAUGAUGAAAUUUAUUGUGUGAUCAAAUAAUUAAUAUGAAAAUGACCCUAGUGCUUGGAACAUAUUGGCAGAGCACAUCUAAUUCUCCAAAUAUUGCUUUAUAUUUAAACAAAAUGCGAUAAGCUUCAAUGAACUAAAACUUGUUCCUCCACGCAUUCUUCCAGAAAGCUUUAUUAUAACAUUAAUAACAUCAACUAAAACAUUUUUGGUUCUAUUUAUUGGCAUUUUUAUUCUUGGUUAACACACUAGCAUUUUAAAUGAAAAAGAGUUCCUUCAUAUUUUAAACCUAAUAAGAUAAUAAGGUAUGAAAAGUGAUAAGCCAGCGUUUCAAAUUUUCUGUAGCAGCGGACAACACUAAGCAUAAUUUUCAUUUAAAAAUUAAUUUUCUCUCUUAAGGUGGCAACAGCACCUCGUGCACAUGCACGCAAAGACCCAUUUUUGUGAAAUUGCAUUGAAGGCGCAAAAAAAAAAUCGCAAUAUUUUUGAAAAAUAAUCCAUAGCAACACUUUUUUCAAAAGAUAGGCAACCAAAGAAACAGCGGGGUGCUGUUGCCACCUUACUUAUCCCAUUUCAUACCUACCUAAUAAAGGUUUGGAAAUUAUUGUAUAUUUUUAUUUGGGUCAUCCCGAAUAGUACAUCUUGGUCGCAAAAAGCACGUCCUAUUAGUUUACUCAAAUCCUAGGAUGUGUAACAAGUGACAAUAAGGUAACCCUGACACAUUACAUUAUGUUUAUUUUGAUUGUCAGCACAAACUCUCGAGGCAUAGACCUAUACCUAAGCACUCACUAAAAUCUUAUGUGUUUAUUGCAUAAUUACUAAGUACUUUUUGCAUCACUGCUUUAACAAAAUAAUUUAAACUUUUUCAUCAAUUAGUCAACUACCUAAUCUAGUGGUGAAAUAAGCUUUGUAGAAUGUACUAUCAAAAUACCUGAUUAUAAUAAUUAUUUGUAAUAGAUAGGUAAGUUAUAUUUUUUUUUUAUAACCCGAAUUGUCCAUAAAUGAAUAUUUACGUUCCGUUUUGAAAAUGUUAUUAUAAUUUUUUUUUGACAAUGUGUA